Messenger RNA from Patiria miniata (bat star), 1256 nucleotides. RefSeq names its product ethylmalonyl-CoA decarboxylase-like. Lineage: Eukaryota; Metazoa; Echinodermata; Asteroidea; Valvatida; Asterinidae. Gene Ontology annotation, molecular function: enoyl-CoA hydratase activity. The record is from RefSeq and is a predicted model, not a curated record. Gene Ontology annotation, cellular component: cytosol. The transcript has 3 exons. Gene Ontology annotation, biological process: fatty acid beta-oxidation. Bases 194 to 1186 code for a protein of 330 amino acids.
AUGAAAUUGAGCAUACAAUUGGAAAUAGGCCAACCAGGCAGGACGUCGGCGCAUCGCACUGUUCAUAAAUUCACCUUAUUUUCCGCGGCGAGGCAUUUUGUGCAGGAAAACUCCCUACAGAACGGUGCAAGAAAGGUCGAUCUUACUACAGAGUUAAAAGUAUAACAUAAUCCAGUCCGGCUAUCAACCAAUCAUGAGGUCCAGAUUACUUCAGCUCCGGCCCCUCGCCGCCCCCCUCCUGGGCAGCUUCAGACCCCGCCCCAUCCACUACCAGACCGAGUCUUCCGGGAUCAAGCUCAGCGAGACGUCUAACAGUCACUACAUGGAUCAGCGUCGCAACACCGCCCUCGCCAACGAGUUUGAACCCAGGGAGGUCUUCAACGAGCGUGCGGAGCGACUGCAUCUCAAGGAGUUGAACGGAGGCAGUCUUCAUCUGAGUAAGAAUGAGGAGACGGGCAUGGCUACCAUUGCAAUCAGUAAUCCCAAAUGUGCUAAUGCCAUGUCAGGUUCAAUGAUGGUAGACUUGGCAGACAUAGUCGCUGACUUGGAGAAAUGGCAGAGAGGGAAGGCUCUUAUACUCCACGGUGACCCGAAUGGCAAGCAUUUCUGCUCCGGUGCUGAUCUGAAGACCGCUGAUGCAAUGAGCAGUCCGCAAGCUGGUGUGGUCAUGUGCCUGUUCAUGCAGAAUACCCUGUCCAGAUUACAGCAACUUCCGUUGAUCAGCGUGGCAGCGGUGAGCGGUAACGCCAUCGGUGGCGGUGCUGAGAUCAUCACAGCUUGCGAUUUCCGUCUGGUGUCCCCAUCAUCUGUUAUCCAGUUCAUCCACGCAAGGAUGGGGUUAUCGCCAGGCUGGGGUGGUGGCACCAGACUGGUGCGAUUGGUAGGACCUCAGACGGCGCUGAAACUGAUGGCAAGCGGUGAGGCCGUCCCCGCUGCGGAAGCCUUGGGACUCAGCCUAGCCGACGAUGUCAUCGAAGGCGAUGAUGUCAUCGAGCAGGCCUCUGAUUGGUUGGACAGAUACACCGGCCAGUCGGUGGAAGUGGUGCGGUCGAUCAAGAACGUUGUGACGGCGGCGUCGCAGCUGUCUCUGGACAAGGCACUGUCGAAGGAGAAGGAUAUCUUUGGAGGGUUGUGGAAAGGACCGGCCAACAAAGCGGCCAUCGCAAGAGCGCUGUCCAAAAAUUGAAGGAACUGAAUAAACCAAUCCAUCAAAUCCCUGGACACUGUACAUGUGGGAAAUGAUAAGUAUACCUCUA